AAUAGAGUGUCAAAAACUAAGCUUAGCGGCUGAUUCCUGCAACCCCCUCUCUCUCACCCUUUCUCUCUCUUGCCUACAUCUAUCCAUUUAGGGUUACUAAACUUAGAUUAAUUUACUCACUACAAUUUUCUAUUUAUAUUUCUUCAAUUUGCAUCACCAAAGAUACAAAUAAAUAAAAAUUAAAAUGGGAAGAAUAUUCGUGAUAGAAUUGGAAGGCAGGACUUACAAAUGCAAAUUCUGUAAAACCCACCUUGCUCUUGCCGACGACCUCGUUUCACGGACUUUUCACUGUCGCAGAGGAAAAGCAUAUCUGUUCAAAAAUACGGUAAACAUUAUCCUAGGAGCUUCGGAAGAAAGAGUGAUGCUUUCUGGGAUGCAUACCGUGGCAGAUAUAUUUUGCUGCAGCUGUGGACAGAUCGUUGGAUGGAAAUAUGAAUCAGCUCAUGAGAAAAGCCAGAAGUACAAAGAAGGGAAAUUUGUUCUUGAAAGAGGCAGGAUUAAUGAUGGAUUCGAUGCUGAAUUCUACAUUGAUGCGCAUCCAAUGAGUGAUACCGAGGAUGUUUAGAUAUGUCGACAUGUAUAACAUGUACUCUAUGUUGUAAGUGAAAGACAUAUUAUGAUAUCAAUCAAUGUUUCUAUCAAGAGAUUUUCAACACGUUACCUGUAUAUACGAGCAUGACGAUUUCCUGUUGAGCGUAAUCUCUGAGUUCUGCGGUUGGCAUGAACUUUUGCUCCAUAAAUCUUAUUGAUUUUUAUUUGUUUCCUUUG
Messenger RNA from Spinacia oleracea (spinach), 768 nucleotides. RefSeq names its product protein yippee-like At5g53940. NCBI's taxonomy places the organism in Eukaryota, Viridiplantae, Streptophyta, Magnoliopsida, Caryophyllales, Amaranthaceae. The transcript is spliced from 5 exons. Bases 185 to 565 code for a protein of 126 amino acids. The record is from RefSeq and is a predicted model, not a curated record.